AGAAGCAGUACUUGCCUCUGCCAAGAUUAUCUAACCUAACCUAACCUCUCUUCCAAAAGUUCCAUUUGAUAGAAUUGGAAAGGAUUUCUAUUGAAAAAGGGAUGGACGAGGAAGGAAAGAAAAAUCAAGAAUCAAGAAAAGCUCAUCAAAACAGAUGCUUGUCGGGGCACAAAAAGGACACUGAGGUCAAUCUUGAUUAGGAUAAACAGACUUUGGUAGGAGGAGGAUGGAAUAAAGAUCCACUGUGCCGAUUUGAAAACCAUCAUCGAUGGGUUUAAAGUUAAGGUUGGACAGUCAUUGCGACAUGUGCAAUAGAGGCUUUUAUUAGUCUGGACCAUUGAUUGUGCUCUAAUUAUGGAGAAGGCCGUGGAUCUCGACUCGCUGCUUCAGUCGCUCGACGACGGCGGCGACAUCGACGCCGACGCCGACGCCGACCGAGGCCUCUCCUCAACUGGUCGCCACUCUCGCACUGUCGAUGAAAUCCUCCUCCGCCACUCCUCUUUGUCUCCUUCACCUCCUUCUUCUCCAUCCGCUUUUUAUGCUACUCACGCUUAUCGCCUUCCUCUGAGAGACAAACACGAUAGAGUUUUACCUCAAGUGUUUGGUAGUGGCGUCAUCAGAUCCAAUUCGAAGCCAGGUGCUGCCCUGGCCGCUGCAGCCGCUGCAUCUCGGUCAAUUCCCACUCCUCACGCCACAGCUAUCAAGCUGAGAAGGGCUACCGACACUUCUAAUCAGAGGCCAGUUUCCGAUGCCACGGAAAUUACUGCUGCUAGUGAUGAUUUCUCAAUGUCACCACCAGAUGUGGCUUCUAGAGUUUCUGAGUGUGAGUCGGUCGCUAGUCCUCAUUCGGACAGUUAUGGUUUUUCUGCUGCUCAUGAUAGUAAUUCUCAGGAAAAAGAAAAAGCAAAACCAGGAAAAACUGAAUUCUCUGGAAAUACAAAUUUGGACUUUGCAGAAGCAGAUAGUGGAUAUGGGUUUUCUGCUGAAGAUGGGGAGGUUGCUAAAGUUUCAAUCAACUUGGACACCCCAGCAGAGGUGGUUGAUCAGGGUCAAAUACCAUGGGUCGAUAAGAAUGAAGAGUGCACGACGGUGAAUGAUAAUUACACUAUCUUGAGUGAAAGUUUAAAUGAACAAGGAUUGCCAACAUCAUCAGAUGCUGAGGAAUUUGCUGAAGUUUUUGGUGCUGAUGAAUCUAGUGAAAACAACGAAACAGGUGGUCAGGCACAAGAGUUGAGCAAUUUUGUGAGAGAAGUGGCAGAAAGUGUUAGUGGUGAUGGCGCUGGUUCACAGGAAAAUGACUUUACUUCACUAAUGUCAAAUAGGAGCAACCGUUCAAAUCUGCUGCCAAGUAAUAAUUGUUUGCGGAGACCGUUGGACUUGGCUGAAGAAAUUGAGAAGAAGCAAACAUAUACAAGUUUGCACUAUGAGGAGGGAGCAGCUGCACAACCCAUGAGACUUGAGGGUGUGCAGAGGCUUGGUACUGUAUUGGGCUACUUCGAUAUUAACUCCAGCAAUGCUAUAACCCGGACCAUCACAUCACAAGCUUUCAGACGAGAUCAUGGUAUUCCUCAAGUUGUGGCUGUGCAUUUUAACUACAUUGCAGUGGGAAUGUCAACAGGGAUGGUUUUUGUUGUCGCCAGCAAGUAUACUGAUCGUCAGGUUGACAACAUGGAUGCAAAGAUGAUAUUUCUUGGGGCACAAGGGGAUAUAUCUCAUGUCUCUGUGUCUUCCUUGUGCUUCAGUCAGCAAGGAGAUCUUCUGUUUGCUGGAUAUGGUGAUGGCCACUAUACUGUAUGGGAUGUGCAAAAAGCCUCAGCUCUUAAAGUUGUCACUGAACAUAGAGCUCCAGUUGUUCACAUUUUAUAUCUGGGCCAAGAUACUCAAGUUACCCGCCAAUUUAAUGUGGUUAGCGGUGACAGCAAGGGUGUGGUCAAGUUGAUUCGCUUUACAGUUGUUCCAUGGCUCAACAGGAUUUCGUAUUCAAAAUCUAUUAAACUAUUAGAUGAAACCACCAGCCGAGUAGUAUGUGCUUGUCCCUUGCCCUCUGUUGAUGCCCAUGGAGGUAUGAUGACAACUUUUCAGAGUGGCAGUAUAGUUUCUUCAAGCAGUAGCAUGAUGGGAAGCGUGAUUGAUGAAGGUGUUGUCAUAUUCAUCACGCAUCAGUCUGCUCUGGUGGCAAAAGUUAGUCCCAGUGUCGAAGUUUAUGCCCAAAUUCCCAAACCAGAUGGCAUCAGGGAUGGUGCUAUGCCGUAUGCUUCAUGGAGAUGCUUGUCACAAUCACAUGCUCUCUCCACUGCAAAUGCUCCUGCGCAGACAUUGGAUAAAGUUUCACUUCUUGCUAUUGCUUGGGAUAAAAAAAUUCAGGUUGCAAAGCUGUUGAAAUCAGAGCUAAAACUACUUGAAAAGUGGACUCUGGAAUGUGCAGCAAUGGGCCUAGCUUGGUUGGGUGAUGAGACAUUGGCCAUCCUCACUUUGGAUGCAAAGCUCCAUUUGUUUGCAAAAGAUGGAAGUUUGAUUCACCAGACAAGCUUUUCUGUGGAUGGAUUUCAUGGUGAUGAUCUUAUUUCCUAUCAUAUAUAUUUCAUCAAUGCUUUAGGUAACCCAGAGAAAGCUUAUCACAACAGUAUUGCUGUUCGAGGCACUACUAUUUACAUGCUUGGGUCUGAGCAUCUAGUUGUUUCCCGUCUUCUUUCCUGGAAGGAGCGGAUUGAAGUUCUGCGGAAAGCAGGUGACUGGAUGGGCGCAUUAAACAUGGCAAUUGCACUUUAUGAUGGUCAAUCACAUGAUGUUAUAGACCUUCCCAAAAAUUUGGAUGACAUUCAAAGGAUUGUUAUGCCCUACCUUGUGGAGUUGCUUCAUGCAUAUGUUAGUGAAGUGUUCUCCUAUAUAUCUGUUGCAUCUUUCAACCAAAAUGGGAAGGUGGACCAAUCUGAUGAGAUCAGGGAGCAGUAUGCACGUGUUGGUGGUGUUGCUGUUGAAUUUUGCUUGCAUAUCAGUAGAACUGACAUCCUUUUUGAUGAUAUUUUGUCAAAGUUUGAUGAAGCACACCAUAAAGAGACAUUCCUGGAGAUCUUGGAACCAUACAUUUUGAAGGAUAUGCUUGGAUCUCUUCCUCCUGAAAUAAUGCAAUCAUUAGUUGAACAUUAUAGCAAGAAAGGUUGGUUGCAGCGAAUUGAACGAUGUGUCCUGCACAUGGACAUUUUGUCCUUGGAUUUUAAUCAGGUUGUCCGCAUAUGCAGGGAGCAUGGACUACACUGUGCAUUGAUAUAUUUAUUCAAUAAAGGUCUAGAUGAUUUCAGGACCCCUCUUGAGGAGCUUCUGAUUGUAUACCGGGAUACCAAACAGGAAAAUGCUUCUUCCACUGGGUACAGGAUUCUUGUUUAUCUGAAAUAUUGCUUUCUAGGUCUUGCUUUUCCUCCGGGGCACGGAAACCUCCCCUCUGCACGGAUACCCUCUUUGAGGAAAGAGCUAUUACAGUUUCUAUUGGAAGCUUCUAGUGCUCCAAGUUCAUGGGCUGCUGCAAAGUUAUCAUCAACAGGAACCUGUGCAAACCUCCUUGAUCUUUUAGAGUUGGAUACUGAAGCCACUCUAGACGUUUUAAAAUGUGCUUUUACUGAUGUUAGCAGUUCUAAUUUGGCUCUUUCUCCGCAUGAAUCCGAGAAUUCAACCAUAGAACGAGCUGAGUUUCAGAGUUUGGCUCAGAAAAUUGUGGAUAUUCUUGCUGACAUUGUUGAUGCGAGUGACUCUGAUUCGGGAAGCCAUAGACACAGCAAUGACAUUAAACCUUGGCCAUCAAUGAAUGACGUUUGUUUAAUGUAUGAUUUUAUAGCUUAUUUUGUGGCCUGUGAACUAGCUAAUGUAUCCAGAGACAUCCUUUGCCAAAUUUUGGUGUACUUGACCUCAGAGAUAAAUACCUCAGAUAGUGCUUCAGGGAGGAGGAUCCAAAUCUUGAAAGGAAGAGAAAAACAAUUGCUUUCGCUGCUGCUAGUACUGCCUGAAGCUCAAUGGGAUGCUCCUUAUUUGCUGAACUUGUGUGAGAAGGCUCAGUUUCACCAUGUUUGUGGCUACAUACAUGCUAUUAAUCAUCGAUAUGUUGCUGCAAUCGACAGUUACAUGAAAGUGACUGAUGAGCCAAUAUAUGCAUUCUCGUUUAUUCAUCAUAUGUUUAGGCAACUAAAUAAGGAGGAGCUUGAUGCUUUUGAAUUGGCUGUUCUUUCUCGGAUUCCAGAUCUUCUUAAAUUGAGCAGAGAAGGAACUUACCUUCUAAUAACUGACCGAUUUUCUGGGAGAACUCAAUCUAUUCUGUCUGAGCUCCAUGCCUACCCAGAAAGCCUGUUCCUUUAUCUAAAGACAGUUAUUGAAGUUCAAACAUCAGCCACUCUAAACCUAUCGUGUUUGGAAAAAGUCGAUGCUUUUGAAUUCCCUAGUGCAGCAAAAUUUCAGCAGCACUAUGCUGGUGUGCAGGAAUAUUUGGAAGUAAUAAAAAGCUUCCCCCAAUAUUUGCAGAAUAAUCGAGUUACCAUGACUGAUGAAAUGAAUGAGGUAUAUUUUAAGUUGUUAUGUCAGUUUGAACGGGAAUCAGUUCUCAAUUUUCUGGAGACUUCAGAAAGUUAUAGAGUGGAGUAUUGCUUAAGGCUGUGCCAAGAAUAUAGAAUAAUUGAUGCUGCUUCAUUUUUGUUGGAAAGGGUUGGAGAGGUUGGCAGUGCCCUUCAUCUCAUUCUUUCAAGUCUAACUGAAAAUUUUUUCAAGCUUGAUGCUGAAAUCCAAAAAGCAUUUUCUGAAUCCACUGUGGAUAAUCUUGAUGCUGUUCUGAAAAUAGAAGUGGUGUCUGAGAUACUUGAUACUGUGCAUGCUUGUAUUGGAUUAUGCCAGAGAAACAGUCCACGUCUGGAACCUGAAGAGUCUGAGCAACUUUGGUUUCAGUUGCUUGAUUCCUUUUGUGAACCAUUGAUGAAUUCAAGGAUUGAUGAGACAAAUUCUGAAAAAGAAAUGUUCAGGGAUGCCCUUGAUGGAUUAAUUGACAAGUCAGAAUAUGAAGAGGGAUGCAAAUACAAGUGGGAUUUCUCCAAAAUUCAUAAAGGCGCUCGCAUGAUGAGGAAGUUGUUCUCCAUAUUUAUUAAAGAUAUUGUUGAUGGAAUGAUAGGAUAUGUGCGGUUCCCGCAGAUUACAUCCAAGCUUCUAUCUGAUAAUGGCAGUCAAGAAUUUGGUGACUUUAAACUUACGAUCCUGGGAAUGCUUGGAACAUAUGAUUUUGAAAGAAGAAUUUUGUACACUGCAAAAAGCUUGGUUGAGGAUGACACAUACUACAUUAUGAAUUUACUCAGGAAGGGGGCUUCUCAUGGGUAUGCCCUUCAUAGCCUUACCUGUUGUGUGUGCAAUUCUGUCUUCACUAAAAAUGCCUCAGAUCCUGGAAUUCAAGUAUUCAGCUGUGGACACGCUUUACACCUUGGCUGUGAACUUCCAGAUAGUGAUAUCUCAUUUAAGGGCACAAUAGUAGAAUGUCCCAUUUGUGUUCCCAGGAAAAAAGCUCAAAGGUCAGGUGGAAAAUCUACUCACAUCGAUAAUGGACUGUUGAGCAGGUCUGGAGUGCGGAUUCACCAAGCGCGUGGCUCACCUGGUUUGUAUCCUCACGAUUAUGAAGGUGCUGAUAGCUCGUAUGGUUCUCAUCAAUCUUCUAGGUUCGAGCUCUUGCAUAAUCUUGAGAAAAAUCAGAAAUUGAUCCAAAUAGAAAGCGUGAAUCAAUUGAGGCUUGCACCCCCAGCGCUUUACCAUGAAAAGGUAAAGAAAGGAACUGAUAUCUUUGCUGGGAAAAACAAAAUUGCUUCCACAUCGGAAAAACUAAGUAGACAACUUAAGGAUGUCAAAGUGAAAGGAUCAUCUGUUCGGUUUCCACUGAAAUCAAGUAUAUUUGGUAAGGAGAAGAUCAAGAAGAGGUGACACUGGCGAUGCAGCAACUAUUCAUUAUUUUUGGUGUCACCUUCAGACAAGAAGUGGUUUGGCUUGGCUCGUCUUCAAACAGCUCUGCACUUUGUGCUUAGAAUUUUGGUUGGCAUGUCUGGUUUCUUGCUUUUCACUUUUCACUUUUCACUUUUAUCUUGCAACACCAGAAUUGUUCAACAGAGCUGAGCAUUCAGUUAGUGAAGCUUACUGUAAUUAGAGAAGAAUCAUCAAAUUUUGGAAGAGCAAGAAAUCAGGAACCCCGUGGACUCUCAAAAGCUUUAUUUUAUGGGUGGUAGUCUUUUUUCAAUUUAAUUAGUCUGAGCUGGUUGUUCAAGGAUUAAUCAAGACCAUAGUUGGGAUGAAAGCUAUCCGCAGCAUGAUCAGACCGGCAAACAUUCAAGGUACAUUUUAUAUUUUGGAAAUGUAGCACUAAGAGUUCAAACCUUUUGUUAUUAUGCAUAAAUUUCAAUCACACCUGAAAAUUCAUCGACAUUAAGCAUCACGCAGCAUGAACUACUUGUCUUAUUCUCAAGAAAAGCUUAUUGCUCUAUCAAAAAAAGAAAGCUAUUGUGCCUCCAACAUGUGACUAUUUGCCACCAAGUUUGUGUGCCCUCAGAGCUUGAACCUUCGACUGCAAGAUGAAUCUAGUAUAGAUGAAGGAGCCCUUGCUGGUAAUAAUGAGCAGUAUCUUAUUAUUACUGCAAAUCAAAAUCCAUGAAUACCUCGACAUUGUAUGUAAUAAAGCCAAAUAUUCGUCUGAGAUGAAAGAUGAUAGUCCUUUUUGUAAUAUACAUGUUAGAUUAGAUAUUGACAUGCAUUUUACAGUGAUCUAUGACGAUUUAGUCCGCUUCUAUUAAUUUUUAUCAUUGGAAUGUGAUAUAACUGAUUGAUGAA
Molecule: messenger RNA, 6834 nt
Organism: Andrographis paniculata
Lineage: Eukaryota; Viridiplantae; Streptophyta; Magnoliopsida; Lamiales; Acanthaceae
Exons: 4
Coding region: 355-5937 (1860 amino acids)
Biological process (GO): endosomal vesicle fusion; protein targeting to vacuole
Cellular component (GO): HOPS complex; late endosome
Molecular function (GO): protein binding
Source: RefSeq, a predicted model, not a curated record